Messenger RNA from Physella acuta, 2115 nucleotides. RefSeq lists its product as uncharacterized. The record is from RefSeq and is a predicted model, not a curated record. Lineage: Eukaryota; Metazoa; Mollusca; Gastropoda; Physidae.
AUGGAAGUGGAGCUGAAGGAACUCCUGGACCUUACAUUUAAGGAACUACUGAAUCUAGUAUUUAAGGAACUACUGGAACUUACAUUUAAGGAACUACUGAAUCUAACAUUCAAGGAACUACUGGACCUUACAUUUAAGGAACUACUGAAUCUAAUAUUUAAGGAACUACUGGAACUUACAUUUAAGGAACUACUGAAUCUAACAUUCAAGGAACUACUGGACCUUACAUUUAAGGAACUACUGAAUCUAAUAUUUAAGGAACUACUGGAACUUACAUUUAAGGAACUACUGAAUCUAACAUUUAAGGAACUACUGGACCUUACAUUUAAGGAACUACUGAAUCUAAUAUUUAAGGAACUACUGGAACUUACAUUUAAGGAACUACUGAAUCUAACAUUCAAGGAACUACUGGACCUUACAUUUAAGGAACUACUGAAUCUAAUAUUUAAGGAACUACUGGAACUUACAUUUAAGGAACUACUGAAUCUAACAUUCAAGGAACUACUGGACCUUACAUUUAAGGAACUACUGAAUCUAACAUUUAAGGAACUACUGGACCUUACAUUUAAGGAACUACUGAAUCUAACAUUUAAGGAACUACUGGAACUUACAUUUAAGGAACUACUGAAUCUAAUAUUUAAGGAACUACUGGAACUUACAUUUAAGGAACUACUGAAUCUAACAUUCAAGGAACUACUGGACCUUACAUUUAAGGAACUACUGAAUCUAACAUUUAAGGAACUACUGGACCUUACAUUUAAGGAACUACUGAAUCUAACAUUUAAGGAACUACUGGAACUUACAUUUAAGGAACUACUGAAUCUAACAUUUAAGGAACUACUGGACCUUACAUUUAAGGAACUACUGAAUCUAACAUUUAAGGAACUACUGGAACUUACAUUUAAGGAACUACUGAAUCUAACAUUUAAGGAACUACUGGACCUUACAUUUAAGGAACUACUGAAUCUAACAUUUAAGGAACUACUGGACCUUACAUUUAAGGAACUACUGAAUCUAACAUUUAAGGAACUACUGGAACUUACAUUUAAGGAACUACUGAAUCUAACAUUUAAGGAACUACUGGAACUUACAUUUAAGGAACUACUGAAUCUAACAUUUAAGGAACUACUGGACCUUACAUUUAAGGAACUACUGAAUCUAACAUUUAAGGAACUACUGGAACUUACAUUUAAGGAAGUACUGAAUCUAAAAUUUAAGGAACUACUGGAACUUACAUUUAAGGAACUACUGAAUCUAACAUUUAAGGAACUACUGGACCUUACAUUUAAGGAACUACUGAAUCUAACAUUUAAGGAACUACUGGACCUUACAUUUAAGGAACUACUGAAUCUAACAUUUAAGGAACUACUGGAACUUACAUUUAAGGAACUACUGAAUCUAACAUUUAAGGAACUACUGGACCUUACAUUUAAGGAACUACUGAAUCUAACAUUUAAGGAACUACUGGACCUUACAUUUAAGGAACUACUGAAUCUAACAUUUAAGGAACUACUGGAACUUACAUUUAAGGAACUACUGAAUCUAACAUUUAAGGAACUACUGGAACUUACAUUUAAGGAACUACUGAAUCUAACAUUUAAGGAACUACUGGACCUUACAUUUAAGGAACUACUGAAUCUAACAUUUAAGGAACUACUGGAACUUACAUUUAAGGAACUACUGAAUCUAAAAUUUAAGGAACUACUGGAACUUACAUUUAAGGAACUACUGAAUCUAAUAUUUAAGGAACUACUGGACCUUACAUUUAAGGAACUACUGAAUCUAACAUUUAAGGAACUACUGGAACUUACAUUUAAGGAACUACUGAAUCUAAAAUUUAAGGAACUACUGGAACUUACAUUUAAGGAACUACUGAAUCUAAUAUUUAAGGAACUACUGGACCUUACAUUUAAGGAACUACUGAAUCUAACAUUUAAGGAACUACUGGACCUUACAUUUAAGGAACUACUGAAUCUAACAUUUAAGGAACUACUGAACCUUACAUUUAAGGAACUACUGAAUCUAACAUUUAAGGAACUCCUGGACCUUACAUUUAAGGAACUACUGAAUUUAAUAUUUAAGGAACUACUGAAUCUACAUUCAAUGAACUACUGA